Maniola jurtina (meadow brown) is the source of this 1974-nucleotide messenger RNA. RefSeq names its product sphingomyelin phosphodiesterase 1-like. Gene Ontology annotation, cellular component: lysosome. NCBI's taxonomy places the organism in Eukaryota, Metazoa, Arthropoda, Insecta, Lepidoptera, Nymphalidae. Gene Ontology annotation, biological process: ceramide biosynthetic process; sphingomyelin catabolic process. The transcript is spliced from 10 exons. Gene Ontology annotation, molecular function: acid sphingomyelin phosphodiesterase activity. The record is from RefSeq and is a predicted model, not a curated record. The coding region runs from base 19 to 1944 and encodes 641 amino acids.
UAUUGCUUUGUGACAAGUAUGAACGUACACAUUAUUACAGUGUUUGCUUUGCUGGGUUUUUGCACCGCUACAGAGUAUUUGACAUCAAGAGACCUAGGUAACCUGAUUGUAAAGUAUGCCAGAAAGGAAUUAUUGUACAAUGAAUACAAAACAAUUGAAAAUGUUUUCGGCAUAUACAGACGUGUUUGGAAUAGCGUUCGAGAUAUUGCAAACGUUUUCCAAUGUUUCCUGUGUCGAAGUGUAUUUUUCGCAUUAAUAUUUCUUAUCAAAAUCGGAGUACCAGAUGAAACGAUAAUCAACACGGGCGCAGAACUGUGCUCUAUUUCAUAUACUUACAAAGUAUGUCGGGGAUUUUUUGAACAGAAUUUGCCAAUAUUGAAAUACAUUAUUAUAACUACACCCGAAGCCACGCCGAGGACCAUUUGCGGGAUUUUGCAACAAAAUAAUAAGGAUCCAUACUCGUGCAAUUACUAUGACCCCAGAUUUGAAUGGAAGAUCUGGUUGCCUCCAAAAGUGAAGUUUCAAGCUCAGCCAAUCUAUGCUAAUUCAAAACCUCUGACAGUAGCUGUUCUAUCAGACAUUCACAUUGACCCAUUGUAUGAACCAUUUGGAGUAGCUGAUUGCGAUGAACCAGUCUGCUGUAGGAAAGGCCAAAAACCUCGUGUUAGAGAAAACAAAUACAUUGACGAUAUCGUUUUGCAAAAGAGUGUUAUUCAAGACGAUGAAGAAAUAAUUCUAAAUACUAAUGCAGCAUCCAAAAUAAUUAAAACUGUACCUAAUUUGAAUAUAAUAAAAGAAAAACAGUCAGCACCAGCUGGAUAUUGGGGAGAUUAUAGAAAUUGCGAUACUCCAAUAUGGGCGUUUAUAGACGUCAUCAAACAAAUCGCAUCUCAUGAGGAUGUUGAUGUUGUUUAUUAUAUCGGAGAUAAUAUUGAUCAUCAUGUAUGGGAGACAACAUACGAACUUAAUGAAUAUGUGAAUAGCUUAGUAGUUGAUAAGAUGCAAAAGAUUCUUAGAGAUGACAUGCUAGUUGUACAUACGGUUGGAAACCAUGAAGCUCAACCAGCUGACCAGUUUGCACCAACGUAUGUAAAAGGCAAAUUACUGAACACGACUUGGCUAUAUGAAAGUUUGGCCAAUAUCUGGAGGUCCUAUUUGACCGAGUACGCAUUUAAUUCUAUGAAGAAACAAGGUGGAUACUCCAUGUUGAUUCGACCGGGACUAAGAGUUAUUUCCAUCAAUAACAUUGUUGCCUAUAAAUUUAACUGGUGGUUGGUAUAUGAUCCACAUGAGUGUAAAAGACAACUAGAAUGGCUCGUGGAAGAGCUAUACAAAGCUGAGUUAGCAGGUGAGAAGGUCCACAUCCUUUCUCACGUCCCACCUGGUGAUCAAGAUCUUAUUUACAUUUGGACUAGAGAAUACCAUAGGAUUGUUGAUCGAUUUUCAUCCACAAUCACCGCUCAAUUCAACGGCCACAUACAUUCAGAUGAGUUCAAGAUUUUCUACAAAGACGGCAAAGCCUUCAACGUGGCUUGGAGUGCAGGAUCUGCUACUACCUUUCAGAACUUUAAUCUCAAUUAUAAGAUUGUUACUUUCGACAAUAAUAAUUUUGAACCAACAAGCAUGGUCAACUAUAUAUACAACCUAACUGAAGCUAACCUCAACCCAAACCAACCACCACGCUGGUACAAACUCUACGAUAUGCAAACAUCCUUCCAACUUCGAAACCUUUCCGUUGCUUCAAUGGACCAAUUAGUGUCCAGAAUGGUAACAAACAAGAAGUACCUUCUGGACCAAUAUGUGGACUUUGCGUCUAAAGAUAGUGACGCUAUGCCACAUUGUGAUACUUCCUGUAAACUUGAUAUGCUUUGUAAUGCUGUUACUACUGUGCUAUGGGAUCGUACAAAAUGCUAUGAGCUUAUGAAACUUUACUUUGUUUCAUAAAAAAAAUUAUAGCGCUGUGUUGUAAUUAUA